AUGACGCGCAAGGUGAGCACCCGAGCGACGAGCCUCUUGGACGCCGCCGCCGACGCGUUCGACUCGAACGGACGCCAUGACGUUCCGGACGACGCUACGAUCUUGUCGCGGGCUGUGGACCCAAAGCUGCGCAUUGGCUGGACGCAGACACGGAGCGAGCUCUACGUGUACAUUCCCGUUCGGCCUCGCAUCGUGCAAAAGGGCGUCAACAUCCUCGCCACCGAAGCCGCCGACAAGAGUCACUGGCUCACGAUCAUCGUCGACACGAUCCCACGCGCGCACGUCCGUCUCGCCCACCGCGUGCUGUCGCGGUCGCUCGACUGGGAGAUUGGUCCGCAGAAGGAGGCGAGUCCCUUCUACGCGCCUGCGAUUGCGAUCGAUCCCGCGUUUCCGCAAGAGGUCGUUGUCACGCUCGUGAAGGAGGCGGCCAAACAUUGGUCAACUCUGUACUACCCACCGCAGUAGUCACUAUGCGCACAAAUCAGCCUUUGUAUCACAAAUUACGGCUUGCGGAGUCGGUUCAAACGACAAA
Saprolegnia diclina VS20 is the source of this 532-nucleotide messenger RNA. RefSeq lists its product as hypothetical. The coding region runs from base 1 to 465 and encodes 154 amino acids. The transcript has 2 exons. NCBI's taxonomy places the organism in Eukaryota, Oomycota, Saprolegniomycetes, Saprolegniales, Saprolegniaceae. The record is from RefSeq and is a predicted model, not a curated record.